UGGCCUGCCCCCUGAAAUUACUGGACUACAUCCUGGAUGCAGAGGAGACGCUCAAUUCUCUGUGGGACUGAUACGAGAGAAGUCUAUAAAGAGGAAGCAGAGAAGCGCGUCUCACUUCAGUCUGGGACUAUCGGAGAUAACGGACACAACAUCCUUACACCCGUAGGACUGUACCACGUACAUUAAACCUUUUACAGCCAAAUUCAAGUAUUGCAUCGUCUGAGAGAGGCAGGAAUGUCUGAAAAGAAAUCCCGAAAUUCUGACACCCGGCCCAAGAACGUGCGCAGCUGGAGUGCAGACAGCUACGUGUGGAGCAGCAAGAAGCGUUCCAGAGCCUCGCGGGCCGAGAGCCGCGUCUGGGGAGACGAGGCCGAGUGCCCCGAAGACCAGGGAGCGCGCUCGGCGUCCUGCUCUCGGCGGCGCAGGGAGAGGAAGUGCAGCUGCUCGCUCCUGGCCGAUGGCGACCUGGACGUGCCCUGCAGAAAGGUGUUGUCGCGGCGAUCCCUGCGACAGAAAUUCCAGGACGCCAUGGGUCAGUGUCUCCCUCUCCGCACACACCACCACCACCACCACCAUCACCACCACCACCACGCGCCUGGCGCCGCGCGGCCCUUCUCCGUGCUGCUGUGGUCCAAGCGGAAGAUCCACGUGUCCGAGCUCAUGGAAGACAAGUGCCCCUUUUCCCCUAAGUCUGAGCUGGCCCAGUGCUGGCACCUCAUAAAGAAGCACGGGGCCCACGACAGGCUUGCACUGGGGUCGUCCGCCGAGCGCAAAGCCUCCUCGCUCACCGACCCCUCCUCCCCCCCAGCUCUGAUCUCCUGGGAGGAGAUGUCCUCGCAGUGCUCCUCCCAGAGGACCCACAGCCUGGACGACUGGGACCCGUCCUGCCGCGCCGGCGAGGACUCGGACGACUGCUGCUCCCACACCGACUACAUCCUGGUGCCGGACCUGCUCCAGAUCAACAACAGCCCGUGCUACUGGGGAGUGCUGGACCGCUUCCAGGCCGAGGAGCUCCUGGAGGGCCAGCCGGAGGGCACCUUCCUGCUGCGCGACUCGGCCCAGGACGAGUUCCUCUUCUCGGUCAGCUUCCGCCGCUACAGCCGCUCGCUGCACGCGCGCAUCGAGCAGAGCGGCAAGCGCUUCAGCUUCGACGGACGCGACCCGUGCAUGUACCAGGACUCCAGCGUCACGGGCCUGCUCCGGCACUACAGCGACCCGGCCACCUGCCUCUUCUUCGAGCCUCUGCUGUCGCACCCACUGCCCCGGACCUUCCCCUUCUCACUGCAGCACCUGUGCCGGGCCAUGGUGUGUAGCCGCACUACCUAUCAGGGCAUCGAGACCCUGCCACUGCCCUGCGCCCUCAGAGACUACCUCAGGCAGUACCACUUCAAGUGCCAGGGAGCCUGUGCCAUUUAAGGUGCUAGGACACGAGACUCAAGGGGUUUUUUUCUGUUUAUAAGGAUAUGUGAAAAAUGGAUGUUGAAAAAUGAGAGAAAGAGAGAAAGAAAGAGAGAGACAGACAGACAUCAGAAUGUACACACAGUGUGUUUUGACAUGCUAUCCAAGGGUUUUGUGAUGAGGCACUAUUCACUGUGUCUUUUUAUGAAUGUUACAAAUAUUUGUUCCUACUAAAUGGGCCAAAAUUUCAGAUCCAUUUUGAGUUUUAUAGGAUUUAAUGGUACAGAUGACACACCAGUUUUGGUCAAAUACAAGCAUCUGAUCAUUACAGACUGUUUCUGACAUGCUAUCCAGCAUGUAUUUGCAAAUGGGUAUGCUUUCAAAUAAGCACAAAUCUCAAGUGAUUUAGCUUCUAUUUACUAUACCAAUAUUUCCUAAACAUAUAAUUACUUGCUUAUUCUACACACAAAACAUUUCACACUAUGCAUCUCAAUACUGUUUAUUCAUCCGAGAUGUAUGGAAGGUGUAGCAUGGCAACAUUCCACUAGAUGGCGGUACUAACAAAUGAUUAAGAUGGGCCAUUGCCGUGAAUGAUACUGAAGGGCUAUUUAAGGGGUUCAUGUUGAUUUUUUUGUAAAAUCUUAAAAGAUUUCCCAGUGCUUUCACUGAAGUUCAAUUAUGAUUUGGAAUUUUCAAAUAUGGGCUGUUAACUCUUUUUCCAUGUAAACGUUUGACACCAUAUGCAUAUACAGAAUCCUCUGAUUAUUUCCAGAGUAUAAGAAGAGCUUUUGUAAAACGCUAUGUCCACCAUUUUAAUGCAUUUUCAUUAAUAUUUUUUUACAAUUUUGUUUUCCAAAUAAUUUCACUGGAACUGUGUUUGGGUUAUAAGUAUGAGUAUAUACUCUUUUGAUCCCGUGAGGGAAAUUUGGUCUCUGCAUUUAUCCCAAUCCGUGAAUUAGUGAAACACACUCAGCACACAGUGUACACACAGUGAGGUGAAGCACACACUAAU
Molecule: messenger RNA, 2410 nt
Organism: Alosa alosa (allis shad)
Lineage: Eukaryota; Metazoa; Chordata; Actinopteri; Clupeiformes; Clupeidae
Gene: socs4
Product: suppressor of cytokine signaling 4
Exons: 2
Coding region: 235-1416 (393 amino acids)
Biological process (GO): intracellular signal transduction; phosphatidylinositol phosphate biosynthetic process
Cellular component (GO): phosphatidylinositol 3-kinase complex
Molecular function (GO): 1-phosphatidylinositol-3-kinase regulator activity
Source: RefSeq, a predicted model, not a curated record